GGAUUAGUAAGUAUCAAAGCCACUCUCUAGGCGAAUUCGAUAUUACAAAAAUAGCUUUGCAAAAUCAUUAUUUAUAGUUUGGCUUUGAUUUUGCAUUUUUUUCCUUCCUAGAAUUGAUCGUCUGCUUCUAAGAUCUUGUUUGUUGAUUGUUGUCUUCUAACACCAUCUCCAUUAACGAAUCUUAUCAAUGUCUUUUAAAGUUGCUAAUAAUAGCUUGAUUUUGGUAAGGAUCGAUCGUUAAAUUAGACGUUUUAGAUUCAUUUAGAAACUUGUGGGUGUAAGUCAUAUUUAUUAAAAUUCUCUCUCUAUCAAGGUGGUGUACUAGUUCGCCCUAAAGUUUUUCUCUCAGGCACAAAACCCAAGAAGCCGCUCCUUCAACGAAAUGGUUUGUUUCUUCCGGCGAUGCUUCUCCGUUAAUCUCCUCUCCUGACUCGUGUUUGCUAAGGUGUGUUCUCUCUUUGGUGGAUCUCUUUUACCGUUCUCUGGUGAGGUUUUUCACAGGAGAUGAUUUCCUUGAUUCUGUCGACUUCGAGCCAUUCUCGUCACUUACCGAUGUCUUCGGUCGCCUUCCUCGUCCUGAGGCCCCCUCGUGCACCACCGCCAGAGCCUCCAUCUCCGCCGACGCCACCGGACCCACCAGACCCUCAGAUCUAUUUUUCCUUUGGUGAAUCUCUUGUCCAGCCGCUGAAUCUCACUUCUUUCAGAGCAAGUGAUUCGCUCAACAUCCUUCUCUCCUCCGCCAUACCUAGCUUCUGCCGCCGGCGAAGCCCCUUCUCCUUCCGACCAUUGAUGCUUCCCAUUGAGCCUCCCUUUGCAAGUUGGGUUGCCCUCACCUUACCUCCCCCGAUAUUCCCCCAGAUGAAGAAUUAUAUCUCAAUUCGAUCCCAGGCAUCUUCUGGUGAUAGCAAAAAGAUUGUUGGAGUUUUCUGCUACAAUAACCCUAACUAACUUCCUUGGCUGCGUCGAGAAUGCCUUAGGAAUCCGCGACUGGCUUGAAUCACAAGGACAUCAGUACAUUGUCACUCACUAAUGACAAAAGAAGGCCAUGACUGCGAAUCUAUGGCUGAAGUCACGGGAAGCUUUUGCUACAACUUAUUGUACCAUGACCGGCUUCAGAUGGCACCAGAGCUGGAGAAAGAGAUUGGAGCUAAGUACGUUAAGGAUAUAAACGAAAUGCUCCCUCAAUGCAACGUUGUAGUCGUCAACAUGCCUCUCACGGAGAAGACAAGAGGAUUGUUCAACAAAGAGCUGAUAGUGAACAACGCAAGAGGAGCCAUCAGUUGUUCAGCCUCCUUGUGUUGCUUUGGCUCACAUACUGUAUGGUUUGAGUUACACUGGCGUGCAAAGCUUUCUCGGUCUUUCUCACACAACUGGAUCUAUCGUCCAAGUUUAAUUCUUUUCUCUUCAUUUAUGCUUCCAUAUAAGCCAAAGUUUCAACAUGUCGAAUCAAGAAGAACGUGUGCAACCAACAAGCAAGCCAAAAUUUAUGUGGACCCAUGAAAUGAGUCAUGAGAUGCUAGUGUUAGCCAGUGGUGAGAAAGAUAAAGGAUACUGGAGAGGUACAUGUUUUAGUGAAAUGGGAAGACAGAACAUACGAGCAGGAUUUUUGAAACGGUUUGGUUUGGACUUGCAAUGGAAAAAAAUUAAAACUCGGCUAGAGCAUUUAAGAAAGCAAUAUGAUAUCUAUAAACGUGUCACAAAGAACGUCACAGGGGUGGGAUUCAAUGAGUUUGGAGAGCUUGACAUGAGCCCUGACUGGUGGGAUCAACUCAUUGCGGCUUAUGAUUCAGAUGAGUACGAAACGAUGGAAGAAGAAACAUUGAAUCCUUUUGAUUUAGAUGACGUACCCGAAAACGAAAACACACAUUAUGAACCUACAGGAGAUGCAUAUAUGAAUGGGAUCCGAAACAAUAUUGCAGAAAGUAUUUGGGCUGCUCGACAUUAGUUAUUAAUAAUUUUGAGAUUAUGUUUUAUAUG
Molecule: messenger RNA, 1977 nt
Organism: Camelina sativa (false flax)
Lineage: Eukaryota; Viridiplantae; Streptophyta; Magnoliopsida; Brassicales; Brassicaceae
Product: formate dehydrogenase, chloroplastic/mitochondrial-like
Molecular function (GO): NAD binding
Source: RefSeq, a predicted model, not a curated record